GGUCAAGGAGGGGAGCGUGGUCACUGGGGGCGUGGUCAAGGGGCGGGAGUGAUGACGUCACGUUGUUUAUUUGUUUUGUCCCGAGCAAAAGAAUGUGAUGGGAAUUGGGAUUGGGAUUGGGAUUGGGAUUGGGAUUGGGAUUGGGAUUGGGAUUGGGAUUGGGACCGGGAUUGGGACCGGGAUUGGGAUUGGGACUGGAAUUUGUGUUGGGAAUUUGUGGGGGAUUCAGACUGAAGAGUUGGGAUUGGGAUUUGGGUUGAGAUUGGGAUUUGAAGUGGGGUUGGGAUUGAGAUAGGGACUGGGAUCAAGAGUGGGAUUGAGGCUGGGAUUUGGACUGGUAUUCAGGUUGAGAUUGGGAUUGAGAGUGGGAUUUGGAUUGAUGUGGGGAUGGGGAUCAGCAGUGGGAUUUGGGUUGAUAAUAUAACAAAUACAAUGAAACUGAGAGGCGGUGCUGCUGGAGGUGCUGCUCCUUCCUGCACCGCUCUUUGGCAGCUCCAAACUGCAGAGCAGCUCAGACUCAGUGCCGCAGUUCCCAAAGCUUUGCGCUGCUCAGAGCCCACGGCAGCCCCUGCCCCACUGCAGGUCACCCCACGGGCCGGGGGGAGGCGAGGGACCCAGCGCUGUCUGCUCAGGGGGGUCCCAGUUUGCUCAACCAGAGCCACACACAAAGCCUGGCGGGAGGUGCUGAGAGCUUCGUGACCCCUUUAAUCCGCAGGAUCGCUUCUCCCCAUUGCAGGGAGCAGCUGAAAGGUGAUGCUGCUGUGCGUCUGCGGUGUCUUUGAUGGCCCCGAUGUCACCACGGCCCUGCAGUAUUGAUGAGGCUCAGAGAGGUGAAGUCCAGCCCCAGUGCCUCUGUGUCCCUGCAGUAUUCAUAAAGCCCGAUGAGGUGACAGCAGGCCACAACGUCACCGUAUCCCUGCAUUAUUCAUGAGGCCAAUUGACUGGGGAGAGCCACAGACAGCAGGACACAGGGCCAGGCAGUCCGUCUGUCUCUCCAUCUGGAGAGAGGAUGCGGCUGGGGCUGCACGCCUGAGUGCCGCCCGCAUGGCCAUCGACGUGGAUCAGGGCUUCGCCAUCGCCUUCGUGGUGCUCACGUGCCUCUUCCUGCUGGCCGUGAUGGUUCGCUGCGCCAAGCUCAUCAUCGACCCCUACAGCGCCAUCCCCACCUCCACCUGGGAGGAGGAGCAGAUCAACUGAGCCUCCCCGGACC
This is a messenger RNA of Tympanuchus pallidicinctus (lesser prairie-chicken), 1210 nucleotides long. It is a transcript of the gene CTXND2, whose product is annotated as cortexin domain containing 2. The transcript has 2 exons. Bases 928 to 1197 code for a protein of 89 amino acids. NCBI's taxonomy places the organism in Eukaryota, Metazoa, Chordata, Aves, Galliformes, Phasianidae. The record is from RefSeq and is a predicted model, not a curated record.